AUUUUUAGUAUCAGAAGAAUUCAAUACAGUAAUUAAUAAGAUUAUACAAAUUGAGGUUUAAGGGGAAGUGGUCUUUGGUCUUUGGCCAUCGGAUCGGCCAACCAUCUGCACACUGCAGCGUUGCGUUAUGUAUCUGGGCAUCUCCAUGUGACUGACGACUCUCUACCCUGCGCCAUUCCUCCUCAUCUCCCAUCUCCCACCUCCCACCUCCCACCGCCCCUCGCCAUGCCUUCUCCUUCUCCUCCUCCCCCUCUUCUUCUUCUUCUGCUACUCCACUGUCUUCUCUUCCUCUCCUCAGCCUCUCGUGAGGGUUCCAACUUCAUCGACGAAAAUGGGGACUCGCUAACCAUCAACCCACGCUCUCUGCGCUUCGCAAACCCAAGGCUCCGCCAGGCCUACAUUGCGCUGCAGACAUGGAAGACGGCCAUCUUCUCCGACCCUUUCAACUUCACUGCUAACUGGAAUGGCCCCAACGUCUGCUCCUACAGUGGCGUUUACUGUUCUCCUUCCCUCUUCAACUCCUCCGUCACGGUAGUCUCCGGCAUCGAUCUCAACCACGCUGACAUUGCUGGGUAUCUCCCACCCGAGCUUGGCCUCUUGACGGAUCUGGCUCUUUUCCACCUCAACUCCAACCGUUUCUGCGGCAUCGUCCCACGUACCUUCCGCCGUCUCAAGUUGCUCUACGAGCUCGACCUCAGCAACAACCGGUUCGUCGGCCGGUUCCCCGACGUCGUCCUGUCCCUCCCUUCGCUCAAAUACUUGGAUCUUCGCUUCAAUGACUUCGAGGGCUCCAUCCCUUCCGGUCUUUUUGACAAGGACCUCGAUGCCAUCUUCCUUAAUGACAACCGCUUCCGAUUCGGCAUUCCGGACAACCUCGGAAACUCCCCCGUCUCCGUCAUCGUGCUGGCCAACAACAACCUCGGCGGUUGCAUCCCCAGCAGCAUUGGCAAGAUGGGUCACACCCUGAACGAGAUCAUUCUCAUGAAUGACAACCUCACCGGCUGUCUGCCCUCCGAGAUCGGCCUGCUUAAGGAUGUCACCGUGUUCGACAUCAGCUUCAACCAUAUCCAAGGCCCGCUUCCGCCCGCCAUUGGCCGGAUGAAGAGCUUGGAGCAACUCGACGUGGCUCACAAUAUGUUUACUGGGGUUGUACCGGCGGUGGUGUGUCAGCUGCCGAGAUUGGAGAACUUUACGUACUCGUUUAACUACUUCACCGGUGAAGCACCGAAGUGUGCUGCGCUCAUCUCUGGCGGUGCAGGAAGGGUUCUGUUGGAUGACCGGAAGAACUGCAUUCCCGGUAAACCAGAUCAGCGAUCUUCGAGGGAGUGUUCUUCCCAGGCUGCACAGCCCGUCGACUGCAGCAAGUUCAAAUGUGGCAGCAAGGGUGGUGCUGCUCCUUUCCCUGCACCGGGAGCAAUGACGCCCGUGCCGCACCCCCCACCGCCGAGUUCGGCCCAUUCGCCCAGAUCCUUCAAGCCUCCUCCGCCACAGUCAACCGUGCCGAAAGGAGCACCACCGAAGACAAAGCGGCCUAUUAUACUACAACCUCCAUCUCCACAUCCAGCUAACCAGACUAACCAGACGCCUCCUGUUAGACAUUACCCACCGUCACCGCCAACUUCGGGUUCAUCGCCGUCGACGAGAUCACAUCCACCACCGCCACCAGUAGGCCAUUUUCCAGCACCACCAACUCCGUCAAGCUCUUACUUUUCGCCGCCUUCACCUCCACUUCCACCGCCAUCUGGCUCGUACUAUCCCCAUCCUUCACCAGUGUCGCCACCACCACCACCUACUAAACAUGUAUCGCCAAAGACGCAUCUUCCACCGCCACCACCUAUAGAGUAUGUGCCUUCACAACCUCCUUAUUCACCAGCGCCCCCUGUUGCAUCCCGACCUCCAUCACCUUCUCAUGUUUACACCUCGCCUUCACCACCGCCCCCUCCACCGUCCCAUCAUUAUAGUUAUCCAUCACCACCACCUCCUCCGCCAACCUAUCAGUAUAGUUACUCAUCACCACCACCACCAACCCAUCAAUAUCCUUACGCAUCACCACCACCACCAAAUCAUCAUUCUGGUUACGCCUCACCUCCUCAUCUUCCUUCUCCCCCAACCCAUCACCUUUAUACACCACCAUCGCCACCUCCACCACAUAUUAGAGUGCCGCCACCAACCCAUCAUUAUACAACUCCUCCACCCCCAGAAGAAUUCUACCCACCUCCAACCAGUGCUCCUCCACCACAAGCUUCAAUCUCUCCCUCACCUCCAUCUGGGUGCAUCAUAGAAUCACCUCCUCCGCCACCAAGUCAUGCUGUCUACCACCAGUUGCCUCCACCACCUCCCCCAACACAACAUUGGCAGCAUCCCCCACCAUCGCACCCUCAAAGCAAUCCACCACCACCAAAUCACUACACCCAUUCAUCUCCUCCACCUCCGACAUUACCACUGCCUUCACCACCACCACAUUUUGACAAUACACCCCUCCCACCUGUUACAGGGGUAUCCUACGCAUCUCCUCCACCCCCAGUAAUUCCUUACUAGUAAAUCGGGUUUCAUUUUCAGCCCUUUACCCACCAAAUCUACUUUUUUUCUAUUUUUUUUAUAAUUUUGAUGGAAUAUAUAUUUUUUGCUAAUAAUUUGAUGAAAUAGAUUUAUUGUUUUUCUGCAAAAGCAACCCAGCAAGAAACUGCAUUUCAGCAAGGAUCGGUGUUUUUCAUUUUAUUUUCUGAGUCCGGAUUCCGGAAUCCGUUCUUCUUGUUUGUUUAAUGCAAUGUUAAUGUUGUGUUGUUCGAUAUAAAGUUAUAAACUGUUAAAAAUUAAAGGAA
Nelumbo nucifera (sacred lotus) is the source of this 2822-nucleotide messenger RNA. RefSeq lists its product as uncharacterized. The record is from RefSeq and is a predicted model, not a curated record. Gene Ontology annotation, molecular function: protein binding. Lineage: Eukaryota; Viridiplantae; Streptophyta; Magnoliopsida; Proteales; Nelumbonaceae.